AUGGAGCCGUUCAAAGCGCUCCAAGACACUGUUUCUGCUGCGCUUGUCUCCACAACACGCGCCGCAACCCAGCUUAGCAAAACCGACAUAUCGUUCCAACGCUCACUGGACACAAAGGUUGCUGUUUCAUUGGAUGCCCAGAAUGCGCGGCUUCUUAAACUCGCGCAACGGCUUUUGGAGAAUGCUGCAGCGAGCCCGGACGCUGUAGGUUCAAAGCUUCCUGAUACCGAAGCCAUAGACGGCAAUUGGAAGGGGAUUGUUGAUAUUAUCGACAGUUUACUUGAAAAGGCCGAUACGAGUCUCGACGAAUAUACAGGCGUAGUGAAGCGUUUGAGUCCUUCGGUGGAUCAUGUUACCAACAUCGCAACGCCGCGCAAUACGAAAGUGCCGAAAGUCACCCAGAAGCCUCAACUAUCAUUCGAACAUGUUCCCCAAAACAACGAAUCUGGUGGCUUCCGUCCAUUGAUGACGUACAAGCCUCAUGCCCAAACACCAUUCGCCGAGUCUCUGCGGACCUUUAGAGACACGAAUAAUAGAGAACAAUAUCCUCACCCCUAUCAGACCGAGAUCGAGGCUUACGACUAUCCAAUGUCGGUAUACAAGAAAUCUGAUCCCAAAUUGUUUCCUCCUUUCGAGUCCACGACUGCCACAUUUGUAGACACACCCGAGGCUCUGGCAAUGAUGUUGGAAGAACUCAAGAAGGCCAAGGAAAUUGCUAUUGAUCUGGAACAUCAUGACAAUCGCUCUUAUAUUGGUCUGGUCUCAUUAAUGCAAAUUAGUACGCGGGAACAGGACUGGAUCAUUGAUACCCUCCAACCUUGGAGGCGGAGAUUAGAGUGCCUAAAUGAAGUCUUUGCAGACCCUAGCAUUUUAAAGGUGCUACAUGGGGCCUACAUGGAUAUAAUCUGGCUUCAACGCGAUCUAGGCCUCUACAUUGUAGGGCUUUUCGAUACAUACCAUGCCGCGAGAUCUUUAGGGUAUCCCGGUGCUAGUCUGGCUUUUCUCCUUAACAAAUUCGUCAACUUCCAGGCCCAAAAGCAAUACCAGAUGGCAGACUGGCGCGUGCGCCCGCUUACAAGCGAACUAUUCGACUACGCUCGUGCCGAUACCCAUUUCCUCCUUUACGUGUUUGAUAACAUGCGGAACGAGCUACUCGAAAAGUCUGAUCUAACGGACCCUGAAAAGAACAAGGUGCUCCACGUCCUAGAGAAAUCCCGAGAGACAGCGCUCCAGAGAUACGAACAUCCAAUCUACGAUGCCGAGCUUGGCCUUGGCCCCGUAGGCUGGUAUCGAUUGAUCUCUCGAACGCCCGUUCAAUAUACCAAACAGCAAUUUUCCAUCUUCAGAGCGGUUCACAAAUGGAGGGAUGAAGUAGCACGUGAAGAAGACGAAAGUACGACAUUCAUUAUGCCGAACCAUGCAGUUUUCACAUUAGCCCGGGUUGUACCAAUGGACAAAGCUGCCUUGUUCAACGCCGUACAACAUGUCUCUCCAAUUCUGCGCAACCGAGCCGACGAGUUAAUAAAAGUUCUUACGGAGGCUGAACAUCUCGAGAAUGAUCAACCAGAGCUCGAGGAGACAUUGGAGAAAAUCCAUGCUAUACAAUUUCCAGAGUUGGAAAACCGACCCGCAGACUGCAAAGGCCGUGAAGCUACAAAGCCCACUGCAGAUCAACCCAUUCCAUCUACAAUCGAUCGAGCGGUCCCCCCACUUCGUGCACCGCAAUCCAAAUUCUGGGGUUCUUUGUGGUCUGGUGGAGUGUUAGAUCCUCAACGACCUUUCUCGAACAGCACCAUCAAUCUCGCCGUGCCUCUGCCGCCACUUACAGCUGAGAUAUAUUCAGAGGCAUCAGGUUCGAACGUUGAGCAAAUUGGUCCGGGCAUAGAAAAGGCAACAUAUAUGGACAAAGAUGCCAGGCCACCAGAAGAUCUACGGACAGAUAUCUUCAUUGUGAAACAGCUAGGGGGAAAGAGAAAAAGGACGAGUGCGGAAAAUGCCGACGACCAAAUACUUGAAACACCACUACGGGAAUCGUUCUUGAGCGACAGUGGUACGGAUGCGACGGAAGCGGAUCAGAUCAUGCUCAACGAGUAUCCGAGCAAUCUGAAGUUGCAAGACAAGAAGUCCAAGAAGCAAAAAAAGUCGUCAAAGAGGACCGCGAAGACCAAAAUUGAGGGCGAGAGCAGAUCACCAAAGGGGGACCCUGAUACCGAUGUCGCAUUUGACUACUCAACAGCCCCUUCUGUCCUCAAUGCCCGUACAGCCGACAAAGGGAGGGAAAAGAUUAAGCAAAGAAAGGAUAAGGAGAGAAAGAAUAGUGGCUUCAACCCGUAUGCUAAUUCAGCGGAUGCGCCCAAGGGACUAGGUCGAUCACAAAAAGAGGGUCCGGGAAGGAGUAAGACGUUCAGUAACUAA
Messenger RNA from Aaosphaeria arxii CBS 175.79, 2415 nucleotides. RefSeq lists its product as uncharacterized. The transcript is spliced from 4 exons. NCBI's taxonomy places the organism in Eukaryota, Fungi, Ascomycota, Dothideomycetes, Pleosporales. Gene Ontology annotation, molecular function: 3'-5'-RNA exonuclease activity; nucleotide binding; nucleic acid binding. The record is from RefSeq and is a predicted model, not a curated record. Bases 1 to 2415 code for a protein of 804 amino acids. Gene Ontology annotation, cellular component: nucleolus; nuclear exosome (RNase complex). Gene Ontology annotation, biological process: nuclear polyadenylation-dependent CUT catabolic process; TRAMP-dependent tRNA surveillance pathway; nuclear polyadenylation-dependent snoRNA catabolic process.